UGUGCACGCGCCGUCUUAUCGCGUUGUUUUUACGCGUUCUCGCUCACCCACACAGCCGCGCACGCAACGCGUCGUAUCGCGCUUCAACAGCGCGCUCAGUCACGCUUGACGGAGUGCGCGCGCACAUCGGCCGCGCCGUUAUCGCGCGACGAACGCGCGCGCGCGCGCGCGAGUGCACACGUGCGCGCAACCCAGGGGAGGACGUACUUUACCACGUGCGGCUGUCAUCUCGAGUGUCAUCGAUCGAUACGGCGCUAUCAGUCGGAUCGUUCAACGGAGAGCAGGCCCCCGGAGGGAGGGAACAAGCGAGGUGAAGGACGAACGAGCGGGCCGACGACGACGACGAGGACGGUACUUUCGCGUGUGUAGCCGACGGGGCGACGCUGCCGUCGCGACGCCACAUCUGCUGAUUGUGAGACGGAGAGAAAGAAAGGAAGAGGGGGAGAGAGAGAGAGAGCGAGAGAGAGAGACAGGGGCAGAGUGAGAGAGGGACAACAGCACGGAGUUGCGCACGCGUGCUCGCGUAGAGUUGAUCAGUCAACCGGUGGCGAACAUCAUCUGGUUUGGACGCCCGGCGAAACUUUGCGAUCGCAGUCGAUCCGCGAGCUGAAAUCGGAUCGUCGUUGAACGUGUGCGCGCGCUACGUGGCGGACGGUGUGUGCGUGCGUGUGUCCUUCGCGGCGAGUUUGUUUACGGUGGUAAGGUCGCGCCGUACGUUGCAAGUACGCACCUGUUAUAACGGAGUCUCGCCGUGCAGCAGUAGGCGCGAAUCACCGCGACGAUCGCGUUGUUUACGACGCUCCGAGUGACGAAACCGGAGCAACGUCGUGGCUGCUUAACGGACAUUAAUUGCAUGCGCGCGAGUGUCGAUCUCGAGUGGUGCUUGCACGGAGGACUUGUCGCGGAGGAGCUGUUAAUGCGCGAUAAUUUGUGAAAUUUGCCAAGAAAGCAGCUCUUGCCGCGAUCCCCGUGGAUCUGGAGACGUCGCCUCGAAAAAAGGACUGUCAAUAUGAGGAGGAGCGUUAUUAUGGUGGACGACUUAUUGAAAAGUGAGGAAAACAUCGAUACAAAAGGUGCAGGAGAAUAAGAGGAGGAGUAUCAAAGUGUAACGGGCACAUUGAUAAAAAGAAGAAGAAGAAGAAGAAGAAGAAGAAGAAGAAGAAGAAGAAGAAGAAGAAAAGUGAACUCGAUGCGAGGUGAAAAACAGAUAAGACAUCGGUUCGAAGACAAAGACGGACUAUCUUUGCAUCGCGCGCGCGCACGUUGUUCCUUGGAAAACGCGCGCCUUAAGGCGCGACACGGUGGGAAGAAUAAAAGAGACGUCGAAUAGUCACGUACCAUUGAAAAGCGAGGACUUUCUUGUACGAAGAGCGAGCGAGAGAGAGAGAGAGAGAGAGAGAGCAAGACUCGCUACGAAUACGCGUGUGCCCUUUAAAGUGCGCGCUUGUCCAGGUCCAGGUACCGAGGUCUGGAGAAGAAUACAGAUAUCAGAUGAUCGCGAGGUCGAUAAAAGAAGCGGAACGAUAAAGCAUCGCCGCGCGAAGAAAAGAAGCGGAUUGUUUCGAAAGUGCGCGCGUACCUUUCCGCGCGCACAAAGUCGUUUUAAACGGACUUCGACCUCGGCUUCGAAACGGUGAGUGACUCGCGCUCGCGGACGCGCGUGCACGCGAUUCCGCCGCGGCUUCGCCCGUAAAGUCGCGCGCGCGCGCGCGCGCGCGAUAUGCGCGAAUGCCGCGCUACGUUUUCGUCUUCGUCUUCGUUGCCGUUCUCAUUAUAUCGCGUAGUUGUUGUCGCCGGACAGCGGCCGUGCGGAACGAUGCGUCGCGCGCGUAACCGCCAGGCUUGAUCGCGGCUGCCGGCGGCGCGGCGCGGUGAAUGGAGAGAGCUAACACGGAUCACGCGACCGAAUGCAGUGAUGCAGUGCCGUAGUGUCAGUGACCAGUGCCACGUGCCCAUUGUUUGGAUUACUUGAAGAGAUGCCUUCGCCCGGUGGAUAUUAUGACGAUAGGAAUCCUCUGCUCAAGGGCACCUUAUCGAGCGUGGACCGGGACCGGCUCCGGGAGCGAGAACGACAGGCCCGCGCGGCGAUGUCGGUCCAGGCCGAGCAGGCGGGAGCAGGAGGUGGUCCUGAUCCCAGGCACCAUCAUCAUGGCCACCAUAACCACGCGCACAGCAACCUGCACGCGUCCAACUCAUCGCUCUUCCGUGCUCCUGUCAGGGUGAACUCUGAUAACCAUGAUCGCACCACGCACGAGAUCCAGCUGAAGCUGGGCAACUUCUCGCUGGUGAGGCACCUGCUGGACGACCCGAAGCGCCUCAUCGGUAUCGAUGGCAUCCCGCCGAGCCCGGCGCCCGUCACCCCGUCCUCUCCCAGUCCUUCCGCCUACAAGAGCGCCUCCACGUCCAGGAGUUCGCCGGCUCCGCAGGAGUUCAAGAAACCCAGUGGACUCAGAGCGAGCACCUCGUCUUCCACCUCCGGCGCCGGGCUUCCCGGCGCCAGCAGCACCGCCAGCGGCGCCAGCACCUCCGGCCACCAGCGAGGCAGCGGUGGUUUCGUCAAGCCCGCCGACGGUAAGCCGCCCCACGUCUCCAGGAGCUUGUACAACACCGGUCACGCGGUCAAGCACGUCGGCAGCGGCGGUGGCGGUAACGAUCAUCGCAGCCACGGCUUGCCUCCAGCCAAGGGUCCACCACCGCACAGCUCGUCGGUGAUCGCCGCCAGCCGCAUUCACACGUACGGCGAACGACUGCCCAGGUUACCUCUCGAUAACGCGGCCAAUGCGCGCUACGAGCCAGUGGAGAACUCGACGGACGUGGAGAAUAUAGUAAAGGAGAUGAUGGUGCCACUCACGCCUCUGACGGCGAUCGCGCAGACACCGCGGAAGGAGCUCCAAGAGUCCAAGUUCUCCUUCACCCUUCCGCCGAGGUUGCCGGACUUCAACACGAUGGAGCUGCACAAACAACAACGCGAGAGGCACGCCGCCAGCAACAGACCCUUUGCUGGUCUCGAGAAGGACUUGAGCCUGUCCGAGGACAGCGAAGAUGACGACAAGGAAAUAUCGACGAGAGCGGCGAGAGAAAACAGGAGUCCGGAGCAGCUUUCGGUCAAACUAGCAACGCCGGUGAUGCUGGCGAUGGCACCGGCGCCGCCUCCCGUGGCGCCCAUGUCGCCCAUGGGCAUAUCACCCAUGCGUAUGUCACCGGCACAGACGGUGCUGAGCCCGCACCUGUAUCUGUCGCCGCCGAAGCAGGUGACGGCGACGGCGACGGCAACAGCGACGGCGACGGCGACGGCGACGGCGAUUCCGGAAGGAACGCUGUCCUCACCGGUGGUCGAAGUGCUGCCGCCCAAAUGCUCGCCGCCGGCGAACCUAGCGAGCCACCAUCAGCAGAGGCCACCCAGUCCUCCCGGUCAAGCGCCGCCGAGUUCCGGAAGCGCCAGCUCGAGUUCGGACUCGGGUUCGGAGUCCGGCUCGGACAGCAGCGACGAUUCCGAUGACGACGACAGGUCGGCGACGCAGCCUGCUAAAGGGCCGUCGACGCCACCGUCGGUGUCGCCGAAGCUGGAUAAUAUCGUGGAGGAACCGCCGCCCGCGAUGGAGGAGUCGAAGCGCCGUUGGGACCUGAGUUCCUUCUUCAACAAGACUGCGGCGGUGCAGCACGGAGAACAGAAUCCUGAGACUAAACCCGUUCAGGAUAACGUCAGGCGAGAAGAUACCUCUGAAGUAACGAAGGAGACCAGGUCGCACAGAGAACAACCCCACGACUGGAAAUUAGACGAGGCCUUAAAGAGAACUCACAACGCGACGAUGAUAAGCCUCCUGAGCGACAGCGACCAUCAGUCCGAUCAGGGCAAGAGUCAGCUGUCCGAGGGCAAUCGAUCGCAGGCGGAGAAGACGACGACCAAGGUCGCCGAUAACAAGAAACGCGGUCGGCCGAGGAAAUCCGUCAAGAGCCCGAAGCGCAAUGAGCGCCCGUCGGAUGAAAACCUCAAAGGGAGUAAAUCGCGUAGCAGGACGAGAGUUGUCAACAACAACAACAACAACAACAACAACAACAACAACAAUUCCGUGAAGAAGAAGCAGCCCAAGUCAAAGGCGAUGUUACCCACGAGCGACGACAGCGACAGUGACUCGAGGUCGCAGGGUGUGUCCAGCGGUUCCAUCAGCGAUCAUCAGUCCAACAACGUGUCGGUUGCGGUAGCGUCCAAGAGAAACACACUGAGCGUGUCGUCCAGCGACGACGACAGCACGUCGAACAGGAAAAACAAUAGUGCCUCCGAGAACGAAUCCGCGCGGUGGAGAGGAGUCGCCGUCAAGAGGAACAAGCUGACGGAUUCACCGAAGAAGCAGGACAAGAGGAAGAGCUCGGCGACCAAGGCCAAGCCGAGGAGACCAAGGUCCAGGAUGAACAACGGUGACUCGGAAUCCGAGAGCGAGUCCGAGAUGUCCACGAGGAGUAACCGCAUCCAGGUCGCUAGAGUACCACCCAGGCCUCGAGCGCCUCUCACCAGAGCGACGUCGCUGGAUAACUCAGACAGCGACAACAGUCACGCUGCCAAGCUACAGGAGGAGGACGCUGGUAACGUACAGGACAAGAAGAAGAGCGACACGCUGCGUAAGCUCUUCUCGUCGUCGAAGGGCGGCGGUAAAGGUGGCGGUAAGGGUGGGAAAGGCGGUAAGGGCGGUGGUAAAUGCGGCAUCUACGUGGAGGAGUACACCAGCUCGGUGAACACGCCGACCGGCGGCGACAGCCCGUACAAGAGGCCGUCGUCGCGCACGUCGUCCGGCAGCGCCGUACACUCGUUCCCGCCGCUCACUUACGGCGUGAACGGUGUGCCGCGACUGAUGUGCAAAAUCGAUCUCAACAAAUUACCGCACAACUGCGUGUCGCAAUUGUCGAGGGGUCAGGAGCUCAGGCAGCGCACCGAACUCCCCGACACCAGGCCGUCCUCGAGGCAGCCUUCCAACUUGGCGACGCAAGCGAGGCCGCCCACGCCGGAGGAGGGUGAGAUCGUCGACACGUCGCCACCCCAGCAAGUUAUCCAUCACACCGAUGGGCUACUGGGCGACGGUGAUGUCAGGACUCGUACUGUGAUCGCGACCGAGAUGAUGUCGUCGGACUCGAAGAGCGGCGGUGCUAUGCUCGGUGGUGCUGGUGGUGCUAGUGGUGCCAGUAUUGGUGAUAACGCGCUCAAGAGAAAACAUAGUCCGAGUUGUGCUCCUAUGGCGAGUUUAAGUACUGUAUGUUUGAACGCGAAAGCGAAAGGCUCGUCUGAGCGUGACAGGAAGAGGAGAAAAAGGGAGCAUCCUGAGAAGGACGGCCUGCCGUCCAGAUCUUCGUCGAGUCAGCAGAGUGAUAUUCAGCCGACGAACCACGAAAGGGACGAGAAACUAAACACGAGCUUGUUGCCACCACCGCCGCCGCUGCAGCGCAUCUACUAUUCUUACUUCAAUCCGCAGAACGAAGUUUUGGAGGACCAGGAGAGGGACCAGAACCAGUACCUGACCGAAGCUAAACGACUAAAGCACAGCGCCGACGAGGAGUGCGAGCUUACGGCCCAGGGUAUGUUGUACCUGGAGGCUGUUCUAUACUUUCUGCUGACUGGCCACGCCAUGGAGUCGGACCCUGUCACAGAGAGAGCGUCCUUCACCAUGUACAAGGAUACUCUUAGUCUUAUCAAAUACAUCUCGUCGAAGUUCAAGAGCCAGCCGAACGACUCGACUGAGAACAGUAUACACAACAAGUUGGCCAUCCUGAGUCUCUGGUGCCAGUCCCUCAUAUACUUGAAACUCUUCAAGAUGCGCAAACAAGACAUGAAGGAGUACCAAAAGAUAAUCAACGAGUACCAUCAAAAGGUGCCGCAAUCGGCUCAGACGCCGCAGGGAUUGCAGCAAGAGGGACAGGCGACCCCCUCUUUGUCGCCUACGCCAUCGCCUGCUGGUUCCGUAGGGUCCGUCGGCAGCCAAAGCUCCGGAUACAGCAGCGGCGAACUGAAGAAUAAUCAGCAGCAGAAUCAGGCGCCAAAUCAUCAGAAUCCGUUGCUGAAUCCUCAAAUCCAGUUACCACCGAAUCAUCAGGGUCAGUCGCAGAAUCAGCCAGUCCCGUUCAUCAGCGUGCCAGUGCCCGUUCAUACCGCGAUGGCAAAGCAGAGUCAUCACUUCAGUUUUCUGAUAAACUGUCACGACCUGUGGGACCAGGCAAACGCCAUGGUUACGGAUAAUCAUAGAGAUUUCUUUAUCGAGCUGGACGAGAAGCUGGGACCCUUAACGUUGAAGAGCUCGUUGCGCGAUCUCGUGCGUUACGUUCAAGCCGGUAUAAAGAAGUUACGAGCUCUCUGACCACAGUGGCACAGCCCCCGACCACCCACCCCGAACUACAUUACCGCUCUUCCACAAAACAUGGUCACUUACCCGACCAUGUUCACGUAGUUGCGCGACGUUAUGACGAUCAUCAUCAACAACGGCAACGAACAAGCGACCGCGGGAGUAUACGGGAGACGCGCGAGAGUCGGGAAGGAGUGUUGUAACGGUGAUGUAGCCAAGUCACGGGCCGCUCUUUCUUUCUCUCAGAGAGCUUAGAGAGAAGCGUGGUCUCGGGGGUGCGACGAAUCGAUAAUCGAGGGUCACCAUAGGACGAUGUAAGGAGAAGCGGCGGAAAAGGCGGCAGAGGAGAGAAGCAAUUCGCGAAGUCUUUCUUGGACGGAAGAUUCGGAUGACGUCGGGGCAUUUUUUGAGAUAAAUUUAGCAUCAAGUUAUAUUAGUCAAUUGCAAAGCGCGUGCCUGAAGGGGCCGAGGGGAGGGAAGCGGCUGGCGGAAUUCGCUGAUCUUAUACCCCCACGGUGCAUAGAAACGAACCUCGUGCACUUUGUUUAGAGCACGUGUUACUUACUCUCGAGGCAGUGAAGAAUCGUCGGUACCACCACCUCCUCUGCGAGGCGGGGCGAGAUGUCGAGGUGUAUGCGAGCGAUGCGCGCGCGUAUCUUGCGCGCGUUAGAUUUAGCGACGAGCUACACCGAUGAUUUGUCUCUAUUUUUAUGAAAUGUCUGCUUUUGUAAGUUAAACCGCAUGUAGAUAUCGAUUCGCAAGGCGAAAGACGACGAAGUUGAGUAUGUGAACAAAGAAGCAACAAAACUGAGAUGGAGAAGGGAGAGGGGAUAGGAAGAAGGGGAAUGAGAGGAUAUAGCAGGGGGAGGGAGAAGGUGUGUGUGAGAGAGAGAGAGAGAGAGAGAGAGAGAGAGAAAAGUGAGGAAAUCACGAAGGGGUAGUAGAAGUGCCACUGACGCCCGUGUGUUCUCGCUUCACGGUGCGCCACAGCCGACGUUACCUGAAGCAUGAGUCUCGUUUCGACGAUUCGAGUGCGACGAAUACGCAAGAAAAAAAUACAUAUUUAAUAUAUUAUAUUAUAGUUUAUUAUCUAUAUAAAUAUAUACAUAGUUAUAUAUAAAAAAUAUAAAGAUAAGAAUAUAUUUGAUGAGAUGAGCAGGAAGAAAAAGUAGUUCAUCCCGCGCGCCGGCGCCGUGCAUUCGGUAAUACGGGAAGCAGACGCGUUUGCACGACAUGAAAAAACAUUCGCGAGCAAAUGCCGCGAGUAAGCAGCGGUUGGGGGAGACGCGGGGGUAUGGGCAAUUAGAGAGUGCUUUCGAUGGAGGGGAUGCGCGAGCAAUAAGAUCAACACACAGAGAUUGAGCGACGCACCAUAGAGUUACACAUCUCUUCUAAACGUUUGCGUGCGAAGGACACGACUCUUUUCUCUUUUUUAUUUUCUCUCUUUUUUUUUUUUUCUUUUUCUGUAGAUAGAGAGACCACACACGGGGAGGAGUAAUUUAGACUAGUGACUAAUUAAUAAUGCAACCGAGAAAAAAGCAGUAACAGACGCAACCAAGUACACAUUAUUUACAUUACCUAGAAUUAACCGGGGAAUAAGUAGAGGUUCUAGUGAUGCGAAGUAAAGAAUAAAUAAAUAAAUAAAUAAAUAAAUAAAUAAAUAAAUAAACCAGACAUAGAGCAUACAUGUAUACAUAGGAUGAUUUAACGAGAAACUAAACGGAAGCGUAAAGGGUGGGAAGAAUAAAGAAAAAAAAAAAAAACAGAAAGCGAAAGAAAAACACCGGUGACGAAAAAGAGCGUGUCGAGGUGGCGGACGCUCUCUUGUACGCGCAGGCGUGGGACGAUAGGAAGCGCGUGACGGAUAAAGCAAGUUGCUCAUAUGUAUAUUUUUGUAAAUAGGUAUUUGUGAGUGCCGCCGUCUUGAGGGCGGUCCGCUGUUGUUGCAAUUUACGGUGGACGGACCCGCCCCAAUUUUUGCUACCACAGAUCUUAUCGGAAAUCGGGAAACGUCUGACGUGAGAUUAUACGCGAAACAGAAGGAAACGAGCAGGACGUGAGGAAAAUGUACCGCGUUACUGCGACGAACGAACACACGACGACGACGACGACGAUUCGCCGAUGACUUGAUUUUCGAAAGUUUUCUCCGAGGGAAGAAAGGAUGUUGUUUACUCUCCGCGCUCUCUGUUCCGUUCGCGCGUGCGAACGCAUUCGCGUCACUCGGGCGUGCUCUUGAUCCGCGUUCCCGUUCUCACGAUCGCUUCUGAAAAUAUUAUCGCACGAGCGAAAGCGCGCGUCGAAGAUCCCGACGAGCGCGUGUGUUGUGUCACGGCAGUUCCAUCGUUCGACUUUUUGCGACUCGGACUUGCGAAUCAUCUCUCGGACGCAUCUCUCUUCCCCACGUUCGGUCGGGAGUGGAAUCGCGAUCAGUGCGAAAACAGAAAUGGCAAUCGGCGAUUUACUUUUCUCGAUAAAAAAAAAAAAAAAAAAAAA
Messenger RNA from Harpegnathos saltator (Jerdon's jumping ant), 8819 nucleotides. RefSeq names its product AF4/FMR2 family member lilliputian (gene lilli). Bases 1977 to 6341 code for a protein of 1454 amino acids. NCBI's taxonomy places the organism in Eukaryota, Metazoa, Arthropoda, Insecta, Hymenoptera, Formicidae. Gene Ontology annotation, cellular component: super elongation complex; nucleus. Gene Ontology annotation, biological process: regulation of gene expression. The record is from RefSeq and is a predicted model, not a curated record. The transcript is spliced from 19 exons.